UUUUAAGUUGUGAGAGAGAGAUUUUCUCUCUCGUGUAUGUAUGUAUUGAAAAAGUUUGAAUGAAUUAGAAUGGGAUGUGCGUGUUAAAUUUGGCGCUCAUAACCUAUAUUCAGUAAGUGUACGGCUACACGGUAUGUACCUGCGUUUGUCAAAAAGUUAUGUGCUUUAUUCAACGAUAAUCGAGGUUGAGUGCACAUACCUUCUAAAUAUAUUCUUUGUAUACUUGUAGUUUAUAAUACUUUCAUGUGAUCUAUGGAUUAGGCAUCCCUUUUAAUAUACCUAUAUUGUAUGACAUUUGUGUCUGUGAUAACAAAAACACGUGGUCUACACAUAGUUCAUACAUUUUUUAAAAAUUUGUAUAAAUACGUGAUGAUAAUUAAUGUGCAAAGAUUAUAAUUAUGGUGCGUGGAAAAAGACCGAUUCGAGGUGGAAAACGAAAAUUCAACCAGCACGAUAGUCGACCAAAACCAAAGAAAGGCAAGUUUAACCUAAAAGAAGCUUCAUACGUUAAAGAGCGCGAUGUCAAAAACAAGGAAAUUGAAAAGCGCAGACAGAUGUUGGAAAAAGAGAAAUUAAGACAAGAGGAAUUGGUAACAGAUAGUUCUGACGAAGAACAGACAAAUCCUUUGCAAGAUUUACUUUCCACGUUUUCAAACGUUCGCUCUUUGCGGAAAAAUGCUGUAGAGUCUAAUUCUGAAAGCGACACAUCCGAUGAUGAAAAUGAUGCUACAGAACAUAAGAAUAGUACCGAGAAUGUGGCAGUGAAUUCUGAUGAUGAGACAAGGAUAUCCAAUCACAGCGAAAAUGAAGAGAUUCAAGUUAAAGAAAUGGACGAAGAAGAUCCUGAAACUGCAAGAGAAGAUGCUGGGUAUCUUAAAGAUCCAUUUUCCAUUCAUCUUCGAGACGACUUAAGCAAUAAACUUUAUGAGGCAGUUUCUACCAUCCCUCAGAUUGUAGAGAAACAGAACAUAACAUGGCCUGUUCUAAGAAAUCUCAUUUGUGAAAUUCCUAAAGCACAACAGGAUGAAGAUCAUAUAAAACAAAGAUCCAAAGUUUCUGUUUUGGAGGAUAAACAAUAUGCACAAUGUGGUAGAAUACCUUCUUUAAUUAAAACAGUAGAUUGGAGUAAACUAUACAUAAAAGCGCAAAUUCAAGGCAAUGUCACAAGAGCUAAUUAUUCAAAUGUAAAAGAUAAUGUUGAUACAAAUCCAUCGCCUCUCACUCCUUUGCAAAAAGAAUUGUUUUCAGUGAUAAAUAAUUACCAAGAUUUAUAUUAUCCUGAAAGAACAUUCUCUAACGCGGAUCAAAUAAGAUUCGUAUAUUGCUUGCAUGCAAUUAAUCAUGCGUUAAAAACUAGAACAAAAGUGUUACAUCAUAAUGCAAAAAUAGCAAAAACAAAGUGUACAAAUAUGGCAGAGGUCCCUGACGAAUACAGAGAUCAAGGUUUAGUUAGGCCAAAAAUUUUGAUAAUAGUACCCUUCAGACAUUCUUGCUUAAAAAUUGUUGAACUACUGAUAGCCAUUUUAAUCGGAGAAGAUAAAGGUGGCUCCGUAAUGAAUAAGAAGAGAUUCAUGGACGAUUUUAGUGGUAAUGAAAUAGCGAUGCCUAAGAAAAAUCCCAAACCAGAAGACUACGAGUUAACAUUUCAAGGAAACACAGAUGACACCUUCAAAAUUGGAAUCUCUAUCACAAAAAAGACUUUAAAAUUGUAUUCUGAAUUUUAUUCUUCCGACAUUAUAAUCUCCUCUCUGUUAGGCUUAAGAAUGUUAGUAGGAGCAGAAGGUGAAGCAGAGAGGGAUUAUGAUUUUUUAGCAUCGAUCGAAUUAUUGAUCAUGGACCAAGCAGAAUUAUUUGUAAUGCAAAACUGGGAUCACAUGGUUCAUGUUCUGAAUCAUUUACAUUUGCAGCCAAAAGAUUCUCAUAAAACAGAUUUCUCUAGAGUAAGAAGCUGGUGUGUAAACGGAUGGACUAAAUAUUACAGACAAACUUUAAUAUUCUCGGGCAUCCAUAUCCCUGAAAUCUACGGAGUAUUCAACAAAAGGUGCCACAACUAUGCAGGAAAAAUCAAAGUAAUGAAUCCUGUUUCUCUUGGGUCUAUUUGCCAGGUGGUUGUACAAGUGCCGCAAGUGUUUCACAGGUUCGAAUGUAUUAGUCAUAUUCAAGCCUUGGAGCAGAGAAUGGAAUUCUUUACAGCAAGAAUACUACCUCAGUAUAAGGACAGAAUCAUGAAUCAUACGUUAGUCUUUGUGCCAUCUUACUUCGAUUUUGUAAAGCUGCGAAAUUAUUUUAAAAAUGAGGAAUACAAUUUCGUACAAAUCUGCGAGUACACCAAGGACUCGAAAGUAGCGAGGGCGAGAGACAUGUUCUAUCACAGUGACGCUCAUUUUCUGUUAUACUCGGAAAGAUUUCAUUUCUUUCGUAGAAUAAGAGUAAAGGGUAUAAGACACAUUCUAUUUUAUGCACCGCCCACGUUCCCCGAGUUCUACAAUGAAAUCUGUAAUCUGAUGCAAACAUUCUAUCAAAAUCCGCGAGCGGGUUCCGACAGUAACAUGACCGUGACCGUUUUAUAUUGUAAAUACGAUAUUAUGCAACUUUCUGCGAUUGUGGGGACAGAGAGAGCAAAGAAGAUGCUCGGAUCAGAGAAAUCUGUUCAUAUGCUCAUGACCGGCGAAUGAGAGAGAUCGCAGGAUUAUCAAGGAACAAUGUAUUUUAUACAAUUAAUGUAAAUGUUUCAGGCUUGGUACAUUAAACGGCUAGAAUUUGUACUAUCAGUAACAAUAAGGUGUCUGUUCAUAUAUAUCGUUUUGUUCAAAUUUCUUUAUUAUGUAGUUAGAAAAUUACUUGAAAUAAUUACAACUUCGAUUACACUUCUCCGAAACGAUUUUAUCUGUUACUUAUCGCCUUAUCGAACAUAUCGGUACGCAGUAUCAAAACUAAAAUUCUCGCGCGUGUUCUGAAAAGGUGAUCCGAGCUCGAGUGGACGAUCGAAAUCAUCGCGUUUAGUACUCGUUCCAUGCAGAAUGUUACAAAUCGUGUAGCACGACAUAAACAUCGAAUAAAUGUACAAUCCUGGAUCCAUUCAAA
Megalopta genalis is the source of this 3084-nucleotide messenger RNA. Its product is annotated as U3 small nucleolar RNA-associated protein 25 homolog. NCBI's taxonomy places the organism in Eukaryota, Metazoa, Arthropoda, Insecta, Hymenoptera, Halictidae. Gene Ontology annotation, biological process: maturation of SSU-rRNA from tricistronic rRNA transcript (SSU-rRNA, 5.8S rRNA, LSU-rRNA). The record is from RefSeq and is a predicted model, not a curated record. Gene Ontology annotation, cellular component: small-subunit processome; nucleolus. Gene Ontology annotation, molecular function: rRNA binding; U3 snoRNA binding.